ACUUUGGCUUCUGCUUCAGCUGACAGGCUCAAGCCAAUUUCAACUUUUGUGCAAAUUAUUGAAUUAGCCGAGACCAUCGUAAAAAGAACUGUUUGUUCUUUUUUCUUUAAGAAAACAAACAGAAAGAUGAUUGAAUUAAGAGAAGUUUCAGAGGGGCAAUUUGUGUGGGCAAAAUUAAAAGGAUACGACUGGUGGCCAGGGAUGGUUGUUCCAGCAUCAUUGUGCACACAUUUUACCAAUGAAAGCGAUAGCCAUUUAUGUGUGUACUGGUACGGCCACAACUCAGUUUCAAAGGUUGACCAGUCUCUGAAAAUGUGUGACUUUUUGAAAGGGUUCCCAAAAUGCUUCACCAAAAAUAAAACCAAGAUGUUUAAGUUUGGCGUUUUUCGUGCAGGAAGAGACUUAAUGCUGAUGCAUAAACACUCUGAAAAUAUCGAUGUAUGUGAUAAGGAAGUAUAUGACUGGAUACUGGCUACUGAUCCUCGGGAUGUGAAGACUGAAGGGUGGAAACUGUCAGGAUUUGUUCAAGAACAAUUAAAGCUUCUUUCCAUGAGGUUUUCAAGCAAGACUGAUGUCCAAACCAGCACCACAGGAACUGAAAAUGCAUCAAACAAUGUAAAGCCCAAACUGUGCUUUGAUCUCAACUGCUGCCUGUCCUGUGAAUCUUCUGAUGCAGGAGCACAUUUAGACCAUCCAAUAUUUGAAAAAAAAAAGAUCUGUUGUGUGUGUUUGGAAAAGUUGAAGAGAGCAUACUUUGUGCAUAGAGUGGAUGACUCUUCUGGAUCCAUCAGCUGCCUGAGUAACGAGGCCUCUUUGGGUUUACCUUUAAGAAAUGGAUGGAGAGAGAAUAUGCUUGAUAUGUUUCACCAAAAGCAACACCCUAAUUCACACAUUUGUGUGUCUGAAAAUCAUGUCAGUAUCUUCAGCUUUUCUGAAUCUCAAAACGCUGGAGCUGCACUGUGUUUACAUCUCGAAGAAAUGGCAGGCAUAAGAAAAUUUGAAUUGUUCCUCUGCGAUCAACCCUCAAGAGGAAGUGAUACCAAGGAUGUGAUGGAUGCACACAAUUUUGGUCAAGCCGUGACUGAAUGCACAAUUACUUAUCUGGGUAGAAUAGAAGAAUUGGAGCUGCUCUACCCUUUGGUGAAAAUAGAAUAUUACGUUGCCUCAAGAAGUGAUAAAGGCAAUGCUGACCUGGGUUCUUUCUUUUUUCAUUUUUUUAAAACUAUUAGUACAAAGAAAGGAUGCAAGUGGAUAUUUCAGAUGCCAGCUCCAUAUAACAAAGGCUAUGUUAGACUUAUAAGCAGGUUUCUAGAGUGUGAGCCUGGCUUGUGGCGAAACACGUUCUCUACAGAGAACUUCACCUGGACAAAUGAGCGGUCUUUGUUAAGGGUAUUGGAAGAACCUGAAGUACUCUAAAAAUACAGAGAUCCAAUACCACAUUAGAAAAACAAAAGUAUGAAACAUUGUCGGUAUCUUUUGAAAGGAGCACCAUGAUUGCACGUGAAUUCUUAUUUAGAUUGCCCUUGCAUAAUUUUCAAGUGUUUUGGGAUGGGUAAAAUUCAAAAUUGGGAUUUUCAAAGAUCAUGAUUGAUUCAUCAAUUUGUUGAAACAAUCGAACAAACUGAAACAAGAGUUUUUUUUCCUUAUCUUUAUUGAUGUUACUUCAAUGUAAAUAAUCAACAUUAUUUAUGGGUCAUAAAGCUCAGCUGUCAGCUGGUUACAAUGAUGUCAUUCAUGAAAGGCCCAUUCAGUGAUCUCAAGUAGGACAGUGGCUAACUUAUAAUUCUGAAAUAACAGACGUAGUUUUUAAGACAUCUUUUAAAAGCUUAAAUUAUUUUGCAAACUGAAAUUCAUGCAUUAAUUCUGUUGUCAGUACGAUAUUAUUGUUCCUUUACUGUAAGAAGAUCUUUUACCACUUCAUCAUUUCCAUAACAUAAGACAUAAUAAAAUAUCAUAUUGAUAAUUUUCUAUUUACAUGCUGUUUCAAUUGGAUCAUGUCUGACUUGACUUUCCCAUAUCAAAAGUAAAGGAAGCUUGUGAGAAGAAUGUUGAUAAGUAAAAGACAAGUCUUCAAAAGGUUCCUGUGACUUGCCAACACACCUCUGUACUACCUCUACCAAACACAUAGCAUAAUACUAAACUUGCUAGCAUUCAUUGUACUUUUCUUGAAGUGCAGCUCGAGUAACUGGAGACUAACGUACGUAGCAGUCUUCGUAGUUCUCCACGUUAAAAAGUGAGUCCAAUAACCCUUCAAUGAUGCUCCAAUCACUCCAAGUUCACCUGCAGUAAACAAACGACAAACAGUAGACAUAAAUAUAUGAGCUCUAUUUAACAAAAAAAAAA
This is a messenger RNA of Thrips palmi, 2343 nucleotides long. RefSeq lists its product as uncharacterized. Lineage: Eukaryota; Metazoa; Arthropoda; Insecta; Thysanoptera; Thripidae. The coding region runs from base 127 to 1416 and encodes 429 amino acids. The transcript has 10 exons. The record is from RefSeq and is a predicted model, not a curated record.